AUGUCACACUAUGAGAAUGAAGAGAAUAUUUCAGAAUUCUACGACUACGAUAGCCUUGAGCCCGAAUGGCCUGGAGUUGAAACAGAUGCUUUUAGUAUGGGGUUGAAUCCAUCAUACUGUGGAGUAGAUCCCAUGGUCCCACCAGAUAUCCUCACGCCCAUUAGUCUCCCUGACAGCUCAUUUCGUCCAAGCCCAGCCCUCAGUCAACAGGGGUAUGUGCAACAAGACUUUGGAUAUGGCAUCGGCGACUCUAUUCCCAACCACGGUCUAGGAAUCACUGGAUUAUUUCCUGUUGGUUUUCCACAAUCAUCAUCCACUCCAAGCGCCAACUAUGCAUAUGGACAGGAUGAGUUUCAUUAUACAAUUAAUGACUCUUCACGGCCGUCCCCGCAGAUACCGGCAGCAAAGCGUAUCAAGCACACUCCCUCUACCCAAUCUAGAACUCAGACAUCUGCACGUGAGCCCCUUGUCAACAUUGCUCCAGACCCAGAAGGUGUCCAGCGAAUGGAGUACGAGCGUUUAAACCCUAAAUCUCCUCCACUGCCAAUUCAUCCUCGGCCCCGCGCUCCGGGUCGUGGUCGUCGUGACCCACAGGCCGAGGAAGAAGAUGCCUUUGUGGAAAAUCUGCGGCAGCAAAACGUUGCCUGGAAGCAUGUGCGCGAGAUGUUCCUAGAGAGGUUCAAAAGGGACGCUUCUGAGGCACGGCUGCAGAUGAGAUUGCUACGUCGACGUAAGGAGAGGCUUGAGCGCUGGGAAGAUCACGAUAUUCAGCUUCUUGUCACCGCUCAUAAUAUAUGGGAGGAGGAAAAGUAUCGAUUUCUUGCAAACAAGAUGAAAGAGCUUGGUUCAUCAGAGGAUUAUUCACCUGAACAGUGCAAGGCACAGCUCCGACUCAUGGAGACUAAAAGGAAUCGUCGAGAAUUGGGAAUUGCCUCUCCGUCGGCCAUGUCUGACCCUUCAAAUUCUCCAUCUAUACCUCCUCCAGCAUCACCUCUGAUUCGAAAGGGAAAAAGAGCAUGGUCAGAGUCUUUCGAUACGGAGGAUUUAUAG
Molecule: messenger RNA, 1050 nt
Organism: Penicillium taxi
Lineage: Eukaryota; Fungi; Ascomycota; Eurotiomycetes; Eurotiales; Aspergillaceae
Exons: 4
Coding region: 1-1050 (349 amino acids)
Source: RefSeq, a predicted model, not a curated record